This is a messenger RNA of Mucor mucedo, 1389 nucleotides long. RefSeq lists its product as uncharacterized. The record is from RefSeq and is a predicted model, not a curated record. Gene Ontology annotation, molecular function: phosphatidylinositol kinase activity. The transcript is spliced from 4 exons. The coding region runs from base 1 to 1389 and encodes 462 amino acids. Gene Ontology annotation, biological process: phosphatidylinositol metabolic process. NCBI's taxonomy places the organism in Eukaryota, Fungi, Mucoromycota, Mucoromycetes, Mucorales, Mucoraceae.
AUGAUGGAUUUAGGACCCUUGGAUCAUGAUGAACAGCAUGCAUUGGAAGAGGAAAUCAGAGCAAGACGUCUAGCACGAAGACAACAGCAAAAGAGGACCUACGCCGACGAUGACGAUGAAGAGGAACAGUCUCGUACUACCAUAGGAACACGAGUAGCAGAAGGACAUCGAAACUAUCAAAUGAUGUACGAUAUGUUGACUGGUAUUCGUAUUGCCGUAGGUCGUGUGUCUGCCAAAAUACAGAGAGAUUUAACACCUGAGGAUUUUACAGCCGCUCAUAAACUCGUCUUUGAUGUUACGGGCAAUGAAUUAACACCGGGAGUGAAAUACGAUUUCAAGUUCAAGGACUAUGCGCCAUGGGUAUUCAGGAACUUGCGUGAGAAAUUUCACGUGGAUGCAGCAGAUUAUAUGAUGUCCUUGACCAAUAAAUAUAUUCUCAGUGAAAUUGGUUCGCCUGGUAAAAGUGGUUCCUUCUUUUAUUAUUCCAGAGAUUAUAGAUUUAUCAUCAAGACCAUUCAUCAUUCUGAGCAUAAAUUUAUGAGAAAGAUUUUGAAAGAUUACUACGAGCAUGUGUCCAAUAAUCCAAAUACAUUACUGUGUCGCUUUUAUGGACUGCAUCGAAUUAAAUUACCAAGAGGUCGAAAAAUUCAUUUUGUCAUCAUGGGUAAUGUCUUACCCUCUAACAAGGAUAUCCAUGAAACCUUUGAUCUGAAAGGAUCCACCUUUGGAAGAUUGACAUCGGAGGAAGAAGUGGCACGUAACCCACAUGCUGUCAUGAAGGAUCAGAAUUGGGUGAAAAACAAGGAACGCAUUCAAUUGGGCGCAAGUAAACGAGCUUUAUUUCUCACCCAGUUGGAAAGAGAUGUGGAGAUCCUCAAGAGGUUGAAUAUCAUGGAUUAUAGUCUGCUGGUCGGUAUCCAUGAUAUUCGAAGGGGGAACACCGAGGGUAUCCGUGAUCAGAGUUUACAUAUGGUCACACCGAGGACGGAGGGCCUGGAAAGACGUACAUCGAUUCGACGUAGUAAUAACGAAAAAGCAGAAAUCAUUCGUAAAGCGUUAAGGAAUACAAAUCCAGUCCAUAUCAAUACCUCAGAACUACCCGCCAGUCCAUCCGAAGAACGAAGGUGGUGUAUAUUUUAUGCAGAUGACGGUGGAUUUCGAUCGAGUGAUGAAGAGAAUCGACCCUUGGAUAAACUCUAUUAUAUGGGCGUCAUUGAUAUUUUAACACCUUAUAAUUUCAUGAAACGAUCUGAACAUAUUUGGAAAAGUAUCACACAAGACAAAAAUACCAUUUCAUCCGUGCAUCCCAUCGCUUAUGGAAAACGAUUUAUGGACUUUAUGAUAAAAGCAGUAAAUGGAUCCUUUGCUGACAAACAAAAAAUAGAAUAA